Molecule: messenger RNA, 4473 nt
Organism: Rhipicephalus sanguineus (brown dog tick)
Lineage: Eukaryota; Metazoa; Arthropoda; Arachnida; Ixodida; Ixodidae
Product: probable E3 ubiquitin-protein ligase RNF144A-A
Exons: 9
Coding region: 267-1316 (349 amino acids)
Biological process (GO): positive regulation of proteasomal ubiquitin-dependent protein catabolic process; ubiquitin-dependent protein catabolic process; protein polyubiquitination
Cellular component (GO): ubiquitin ligase complex; cytoplasm
Molecular function (GO): ubiquitin conjugating enzyme binding; ubiquitin protein ligase activity; zinc ion binding
Source: RefSeq, a predicted model, not a curated record
CGCAGACGGAUUAAUCCAGUUUCAGCGGACGGUCGUGCGUGUGUGGUGCGUACGUGCGAGUCCCUUCGUCAGCUGCGCCGGGUGUGCACUUUCAGUCAUCGGAGAACUUCACGUGAACACGUCGUGCAGACCGUCGACGCUGUCUCUCGUUCGCACGCAGCCAUCGUGGUGUUGUCGGCUGGGACGCAUGCGUUCCUGGGCGUUCCAGCGCCGCCUGCAGUCGUCGCCCAAGCGUACCGAAGGAGCCUCCCGCCGCAGCCGAGGUGAUGGCCCAACAACCCCGAGAGAAACGCCGCUCGCUGCUCCGCUGGCUGGUGUCUCGAUCGCGGGACCGUAAAACACCGGCGGCCACUGCCAACAACGGCUCGGUGCCCCUGGCCUCGCUGCCCAAGUCACACACCUACUCGGGCGCCUGCUGCAAGGCGCCCCGGGCCCAGCGAUCACUGAGCGUCUACGAUGUCGAGCAGGUCUCGUCCCAGAGGCCCCUGCUGGCACUGUGCAGACUUUGCUUGACCGUGGUGCCCUCGUCGGCGCUGUACCGAGUGACGCACUGUGGAUGCUAUUUCUGCCUCCAGUGCACACGUCAGUACCUGACCGUCAGCAUCCGUGAUGGCAAUGCCUACAUACCGUGUCCUGAUGACAAGUGUCCGAGCGGAGGCAUCUUUGAGUCUUCAGAGAUUGAACAGCUUGUCGAGAGGGAUGUCUGGGAGCUUUACCUUCGAUGCAAGCUUAACCGAGAUGUGGAGAUGGACCCCAACCAAACUUGGUGCCCUGGCCCAGGAUGUGAAAGCAUCUGCCGUGUUUUCCCACCACUGCGUGACUGUGAGGCAUCGCCCGUCCACUGCUCCAAGUGCAAGCUCACCUUCUGCUCCUCGUGCAAGGAACGCUGGCACGCAUACCAGUCAUGCGAUGAGUUCCGGAGACAGUUUUCUGAAGAUGAAUUGGCCAACCUGCCAGGCGAGGAAUGUGGCCUGAUCAAGCGUUGUCCACGCUGUCACAUUCCCAUUGAGCGAGACGAAGGCUGCGCCCAAAUGAUGUGCAAGCGCUGUCGGCACGUGUUCUGCUGGUACUGCCUGGCCUCCCUUGACGAUGAUUUCCUGUUGCGGCAUUACGACAAAGGGCCUUGCAAGAACAAGUUGGGCCACUCACGGGCAUCUGUCGUGUGGCACAGGACUCAGGUUGUGGGCAUCUUUGCCGGAUUCGGGUUUCUUCUACUGCUAGCGUCACCCCUUCUCUUGCUGGCAGCGCCCUGCCUGCUUUGCUGCCGAUGCAGCGGCUGCCAUCGCUGCCUUGACCCCGAGCCAGCAACCCUCUGAAGGAGCAGACUGAAAUGCCAGGCACUCAGCAGAGAUCUACGCCUGGCAUUUUCACCAAAUAUGUGAUGGAGCGCUGCUGUCUCUAGCGAGACAGCUCCAAGUCAACCUGUGACUGUUGUGAAAGGUGCAGUACUGUGCUAAUAGUAACAGCGUUGAUGUGCUGUGCACCGGGACCUUUCUUCUCUGAAACUGUUUUGUGUCAAGAGCACUGUGGCAUGGGUGCACCAAGAGCAGCGCAGUGGCGGUUCCCUCUCGUGGCAAGUGCUUUUUUGCCAACAGUGAGGAAUCCUGUGGUGAGGCGAGAGGAAUUGUUGCACUCUAUCUGUGUUAGCACGUGGGCGUUGCUGCAUUUUGCAGUUCUUGAAGCGUACCUGCCACUGCAAGAAUAAUGAAAUAUUGGAUUUAGGAUGUGUAAUGCUGACUGUAUAGGCUGCAGAUUCGAGUGCUGUGAGCAGUACGGAAAAACAUGUCACUUUGCAUGGGGGGCACCUUUCAGCGGUGACAUGGUUAUGAAAAAUGCUACCCAAAAUGUCGAUGUGGCUUUGCUCUUGCGAGCAGCCCAUUCCAAGUUUGCGGAACAAAUGUUGGCUUUUUUCACUUGCAAUGCAAGAUCUGAGUGCUACGUAACAGCUUGCAUACACAACUGUGUUUGGCCAGCCCAAACAUGCCCCAGAAGUUGUAAUAAUACGCUGUCAUAAUGAAUUAUAACCGUAGCAUUUACACAAGGCCACGACUAAAGCUGAAUUCCUUGCACAGUUUUCACCGGUACAUUUCAGCAGCGAAAUGCAAAAACAUCAAUGUAGUGACACAGUUAGUUUGCUUGUGCAACUCAGCCCAAUCUGCCCCACACACUGUUUUGGGAUGUGAGGCACAGUGUUUAAAAAGGUCCUGUUGUGGUAGACAUUUCAGCGCCUUAGCACCAGUCUCGACUUAUGUGGCAGUCGAGAGCCACACCUACUCACUCACCGGUUCAGAACAAAUGCAGCAGCAGAAUGGUCAUCCUAUGUUCUUAGUUUGUGAGCAAGGGUUCCACCUGCAAUUACAACUCGAUCUAACGAAACCCGGCUUUACCAAGUUCCUGAUCUAACGAAGAAAUUUAGAUUCCCAGACAGAUACCUGUAAGGUUCAGUAUUGUCAUCAACCCAAAUUAACGAACAAAUGUGUCCACCAAACCAGAUUUAACGAAGUUUUUCCAGAAAUGCCCGAAUCAAAAAAGGCGAUUUCCUUCCAAUUUUGCAGAGAUCUUUUUUUUUUUUUUAUCGUGCGCUCUAAUGCUAUCAUUGAAAAGUCUAGGUUCACGGUCCUAGCUUUUGUUUGACGAGGCUCUACGCCACGCCCAUGCAUGGAGCAGUGAACUUGGUAACGCUCUUACGUACCGGAUGGUAUUACGGGCGGCGGUGGUUGGUUUCGUGGCACUAAUCGCCUCCUUGCAACUUUCUGGCUCGGCCUGCUCGCGCAAUCACUUCAUUCGUUAUCUGCGUAUCAUUUGUCCAUCAUUGCUUCAUGUGACCGUCUUUCUGGCCUGCAUCACCCUGGCACGGUGCCCCCUAUGUCCGGGCGGCAUGGGAGGCUCCAUGUCAGGGCCACCCUCGCGGACUUUUCACAGGCGUAGAUUGGUGGCAGGAACAAUGGCCUGGUAGCUUCUGGUUGCUGCAACGUUACUAUUUUUGAUUUCAAAGAGCCGAAAAAUCUCUCUAUUGAUUUUACGAACUUCCCAAUGUAACGAAAUAAUUCUAGCAUCCCAAUCACUCCGUUAGAUCGAGUUUCCACUGUAUUUCUUUUCUCGACGCCGUCCGUGUUCCGCUCCCGUUCCAUUAUGCCCGCCAGCUGUUGUAGUCGGUAGCUUGGCUCCUUAGGCCCUUAUGGAAAGUUAGCAAACUUGGCUUUAGCAUUGUGCUUCGAGUGAAGUGCAGAGUAUAACAUGCUUCACAGCUCAACGUUCAUGAGUAUGUAUAGCUAGUGUCCCUGUGAGAAAGCCAAAGGCUCUUUAUUUAUGGUGCUAUGCACUGUCAUUCUGCAGUGAAGUCAUGGAACCACAAGGGAACAAUGUACAUAGUGUUGUGUGUUAUGCUGUUGGAGCAACUUGAAGAGUUCUUCAGAAGUGGAAAUUUGAUUUUAUUCACUGGUCCACAUUGAAGGAAAUUGUUCGUUUUAACAUGUGGUGAAUCUAGUUGACAAUGUCUAUACUAUAUGUUCUUUUUUUCAUUUGCUCACAAGGCUAGCUCUGCACAUAUGUGGAUUCACUUGGUUUCUGUAUAUAGGAAUGCGCAGAUAUUCUUGCAGUGCUUGCAGAGGACUGGUCACCAUUUGCAAGCACUAAUUAUUUAGACAUGCAUGCAUACUACACACCAAUUAUCUUCUGUGAUAGCUUUCAGAGCCAAUUAGGUUUAGCAGUGAGCAAGGCAGUCCGUUGUGCUGCAAGUUCUCUGAUGCCUAUGCAAUGCGAAACGUGUUGGCUGUAAAUAUCGUUUGUUUGAAGCAAAUCAAAGUAUACUAAAGUCAUAUCAAGAUAUUGCAAUCACCAGUACUUAAUGCUUCAAGAUUUAUGUAUGCACAAGACUGCUUUAUGGUCGCCAAAAGUGGCUUUUGUUAAGUGGGCUUGCCAUUAAUGUGACAAAGAUUAUAAAAUGGUUGCUGUAUGUAUAAUUGAUUAUUAUUGUGCACAGAUGUUUUGCAAAAUAUCUUCAAUUUUCAGUUGCAGUGGCCCAGUACUUUAGGCACUAAUAUGAUUACACUGUUUGUCAGAAAGCUGCAGUGCAACUUUUUACUGGAAGACGCAGUUAACACACUCAACAGCACAAGAUGCAUGGAGUGGUGUAAUAUGUUCUUGCCACUGCAACUGAAAUUCUGAACUUUGGAAGUAUUGCACCUUGGAGUUAGUGCCUUCAGAGUUCUGGGCCAUGUUACCAGCAAAGCACAGCUGAUGUAAUGCCCAUGUAUAAUGGGCAAGUGACUGUGCCCACCUGGAAAAAGAUCUUGGAGGGUUUUUAAAGCACUGUUAUUGGUCAAGUGGCCACGAGCGAGUUUGUUGCUGUCUCUACUUGCUUGUUGGAUGCUGGAGCUAAGAGGAAUAACCUAGUCACAAGCUAGUCCUGACUGAUGUGAAAGAGGUUGCAUCUUCACUCUGUGCAAGUUAGAAUAAAAAGACCUCAUGACA